CAGAGGUCCUGUUUUGGCAGUCACUUGACCCAGUUGGUGGUCCUCGUUCGUGGACCAACUUCCUUCGAUUCCAUAAAUGUGCCAACGUUCGGGCGAGGUGCGGAACAUACAUAAAUACCUAAAUGAGCAAGGAGUGGCCUUCUAGUGGAGCUCCAGUUCCUGUUUCUACUCAGCGGCUUCUGCUAACCAAACCAUUUGUAUGGCUGCUGUUGCUACUGCUCCUGUGAUGCCAGUGUUGUGAUUUGUUGAGCGUCCUGUACCCACAACAACUACGAAAACAACGCCAUAAUGUUCUCCUGCUGCCGAGCGACGCCCCGGACCGGAAAGAAGGAAAAGAAGAGCAUCGAGGAUGCCGAGAAGAUUGAGGAGCCGACAAAGGACGAUAAGCAGGAGCCCCAGCUUAAUGGGAAGCAGGAGGUGCCGCCAGUCGAGGCUGAGCCAUCCAAGGAGCCGGAUAAUCCGCCGGACACUGCCAAACCGACUCUGGCUGAAGCACCAUCAGCAAUAGCACCACCACCACUACCACUACCAGUACCAGUUCCAGCUGCAGAAACUGGCAAAGAAACUGAAAUCGAAACUGUGGCCCGAUCGACGCACUCUUCCACUUCCACUGCACCGCCCACCUCGAUGACCAGCGCCGUAGCCGAGGAGGAGGGACACCAUGUGACAGUGGCAGAAAUAACACCCACCUCCCAGCCACCACCAACCAAAAGCUGCCUCUCCCGACACAACUCCACCCAUCAGUCAAUUAAGAAGAAGGUCAACAUCAGCAACCGGGCGGAGAUAAUUGAGCCGGAGGAUCCCCUGCCCCUGCUGGUACUGGCCAGCCAGAAUCAGGGCUCUCUGCUGGACGACGACGAGGUGUUCUCGGACUCACUACCUCCGCCCAAGCGGGAGAGCAUGUGUGCACCAUAUAUCGAGGGGGAUCUUGUCUCGGAGACGGUGGCGUUCGUCCAUGGACUGCCCGCUUGGUUCGACGAUGAGCGCCUGAAUGAGAUCGGCUGUAUCGAACCGCCGGUGACGCCGGUCGGACGCGACGAACUGGAGCUGAAGCGCCAGCGCCUCUACACGGAGCUCCUCCGAGCAGCCCACGCAGCUGUGGAGCACAGCGUGGCCGUGCGGGAUAACGUGCCGGAAGCCAAGCCCACGACCGAGCACUUGGAAAGCAUUUGCGAACGUCUAGAGAACCUCGUCGACCGCUUGGAACGGACUCUAGCAGCGCCCCAUCCGCAGUCGCAACCACCGACGCCCAUUCUCCCGCCCCCGCCAGUCGAAGUAGAAGACGUUCUUCCACCAACAGCUGAAGCAGAAACACCACCACCACCAACACCUCCUCCACCACCAAGCAGCAGCAGCAUGAGUGUCCCAGGAUUCGAGGAUAUUGUGGCGGGUCCACUGAGCCAGUAUCUGUCGCUAUCCGCCAAAAUUGGCGGCGAUGUGGCCCAGCAUGCCGAGCUCGUGAAGAGCGCCUUCGGUUCCCAGCUGCAGUAUGUGACGCUGGCCACCCAAAUCGCCCAGCCGGUCCAGCCCAAGCAGGCCGAGCUGCUGAAGCCAACCUCCACGCAGAUCAGCGCCAUCCAGGACUUCCGCGAGAAGCAUCGCUCCUCGCCCUUCUUCAACCACCUGUCGGCCAUCAGCGAGAGCAUUCCCGCUCUUGGAUGGGUGUGCGUGGAGAAGACCCCUGGUCCGUAUGUCAAGGAGAUGAAUGACGCCGGCCAGUUCUACACGAACCGUGUUCUCAAGGAGUGGAAGGAGAAGGACGCCACGCAUGUGGAGUGGGCUCGCUCCUGGAUCCAGACCCUGACCGAGCUGCAGGCCUACAUCCGGCAGUAUCACACCACUGGCUUGGUGUGGUCCGGCAAGGGGGCUGCCCCUGCUGGCGGUGCUCCGCCACCACCACCACCCGGUGGUCUGCCCCCACCGCCGCCACCACUGGAUCUGAAUGCCCUUAAGCUGGACAGUGCCGGGGAUGAUCGUAGUGCUCUGUUCGCCCAAAUCAACCAGGGUGCCGACAUCACCAAGAACUUAAAGAAGGUAACUGGGGACAUGCAGACCCACAAGAAUCCCUCUUUGCGCUCCGGCCCUGCUCCCUUCAAGGCACCAGCUCAGUAUGGCUCGGCUGCUCCAGUCGCCGCUGCCGCUGCCGCUAAGGAGCCGGUGUUCACCCGCGACGGCAAGAAGUGGAUUAUCGAGUACCAGAAGAACAACACUGGCCUGCUGGUCGAGAAUGCCGAGAUGAACAACGUGGUGUAUGUGUUCCGCUGCGAGGGCUCCACGCUGACUGUCAAGGGCAAGGUGAACAACAUCGUGCUGGACUCGUGCAAGAAAUGUUCUCUGCUGUUCGACUCUGUGGUGGCCUCCGUGGAGUUCGUGAACUGCCAGAGCGUUCAGAUGCAAGUGCUCGGCUCAGUGCCGACUGUGUCCAUCGACAAGACCGACGGCUGCCAGAUGUAUCUCUCCAAGGACUCACUGGGCGUUGAGAUUGUCAACUCCAAGUCCUCCGAGAUGAACAUCCUCUUGCCCCAGGACAAUGGCGAUUAUACCGAGUUGGCUUUACCGGAGCAGUAUAAGACCACCAUUGCUGGCAAGACCCUCAAGACUGUGUGCGUGGACAGCCUCGGCUAAAGUGGUUCCCCUGGCAUGGGAUUGGAUCUGUUGCUUUUCCAACUAACAUUAACAUCUGUAGCAGCAUUAGCCAGUUAGUCAGUCAGUCAGCAAUCGUAAUUGUAUUUAGGCUUAAGCGCAAAGUUUUCGUAAUUCAGAUAUUUUGAGAUCAAACUUUUCGUACCCGAGUAGUAGCGAUUGUAAUGAGGAUGUUGCCAAACCACGCUAUCCUGGCUAGUGGCUAGAAAGUAUUUAUAUAAUUUAUUUCGAUGGAAAAGCGAUGAAAUCAAAAACAAAACUGAACCCAAUGUAUUUAUGUCGAGAGUGUGUAACGAACCUGAGCACGAAAUUCGAAACUUUUUUUAAGCAGACUCUUCACUCGAUCAUCAGAAGCAACUCCUUUUUAUAUUUCUAUUUAAAUAAAAAUUUAAACAUUUUUUAUCAGAUAAAAGUUGGAUUAACUAAAUCCUUCA
Molecule: messenger RNA, 3077 nt
Organism: Drosophila ananassae
Lineage: Eukaryota; Metazoa; Arthropoda; Insecta; Diptera; Drosophilidae
Gene: capt
Product: adenylyl cyclase-associated protein 1
Exons: 8
Coding region: 289-2625 (778 amino acids)
Biological process (GO): cytoskeleton organization; regulation of adenylate cyclase activity; cell morphogenesis
Cellular component (GO): cytoplasm
Molecular function (GO): adenylate cyclase binding; actin binding
Source: RefSeq, a predicted model, not a curated record